Messenger RNA from Eruca vesicaria subsp. sativa (arugula), 867 nucleotides. The record is from the annotation of a GenBank genome assembly. Lineage: Eukaryota; Viridiplantae; Streptophyta; Magnoliopsida; Brassicales; Brassicaceae.
AUGGAUGCGCUUGUCCCUGAGCAGCAUAGCCAGCCAGCCACCCACGUAGGCUCGUGUAGCAAUGGUCAUCGCAUGUCUGGUGGAAAACGAGCCAGAGUGACAUCAGAGUGGAGCACCGGCGGGAGCCAAAACCUGACCACUGAAACUUACGGUUUCACCUCAACAUCGUUGGAUGAUAAUUCUAGCUCAGGCGGGAAGCCUUGCACCAAAACCACCACCAUUUACGAUCAUGACUCCAUGGAGGAUGAAGAAGAGAAGCAAGCGGGAGAAAAAUCACCAGUUUCAACUAAGAGAAGCAAAGCCGCUGCUAUUCAUAACCAAUCCGAACGAAAGAGGAGAGAUAAGAUCAAUCAAAGGAUGAAGACUUUGCAGAAACUGGUUCCCAAUUCCAGCAAGACGGAUAAAGCGUCGAUGUUGGAUGAAGUGAUAGAGUACUUGAAGCAACUUCAAGCACAAGUGAGCAUGAUGUGCAGAAUGAACAUGCCUUCAAUGAUGCUUCCCAUGGCCAUGCAGCAACAACAACAACAACUUCAACUCUCUCUCAUGUCCAGUUCCAUGGGUUUAGGGCUUGGCAUGGGGAUACCGGGUCUAGGUCUUCUCGACCUUAAUUCUAUGAACCGAGCUGCUGCAACGGCUCCUAAUAUUCAUGCCAACAUGAUGCCGAACCCAUUUGUGCCCAUGACUUCUCCAUCGUGGGAUGCCUCCUCUUCGACCGACACUCGAUUUCAGUCUCCUCAUAUCCACGAUCCUAUGCCAGCCUUUCUUUCAUGUUCCUCGCAGCAAACGACGAUGGAAGCAUAUAGCAGGAUGGCGGCAUUAUAUCAGCAAAUGCAACAACAGAUACCUCCUCCCUCAAAUCCAAAAUGA